GUCUCGCGCGCGGUCGUCCCGCCAUCUUGUCGGCGCGAGGGGCCGUGAAGCGCGCGCGCUUAAAAACAACAAUAAACAACAAACAAUAAAUAAACAAUUAACAACAACAGAUUAAGAUUAAACAAUAACAAUCAAUACGAUACUUCGACUGUUACAAUUGUAGUUUAUAUUCACAAUUUUUUUUUUACCUCAGAAAAGCCACACUAAAUUAACACAACAUAUUGCAAUAGGAUUAUUGCCUGAGGGCUAAACAUUUUUUCUUGAAAUUGUAAAAAAAAACCCGGCAAAAGAAUAUAAUUUUACUGCGGUAAACAUAUAAAUAUUGUGCCCUGUUAAUAAAUUAGCGGGAGUGCAGAGGGGAGGCGCCUCCUCCCCGCCCCGCGUCCUCGUCCUCAUCAUCAUCGUCGUCGUCUCCUCCUUCGUCGUCUUCGUCGCCUCUGGACGGAGGCUGCAGGAGGGCGAAUGGGGAACGCGGCGGCGACCAAGAAAGGGGGCGAGGCGGAGAGCGUGAAAGAGUUCCUGGCGAAGGCGAAGGAAGAUUUUAUGCGAAAAUGGGAAAACCCACAGCAGAACACGUCGUGCCUGGAGGACUUUGAGCGAAUAAAGACGCUUGGCACAGGCUCGUUCGGCCGCGUCAUGCUCGUCAAGCACAAGUCCAGCGACCAGUUUUUCGCCAUGAAGAUCCUCGACAAACAGAAGGUGGUCAAGUUAAAACAAGUGGAACACACGCUCAAUGAGAAACGCAUCCUGCAGGCCAUCAGCUUCCCUUUCCUCGUGCGCCUCGAAUACAGCUUCAAGGACAAUUCCAACCUCUACAUGGUGCUGGAGUACGUGCCCGGUGGAGAGAUGUUCUCACAUCUGCGCAGGAUCGGCCGCUUCAGUGAGCCCCACUCACGGUUCUACGCGGCACAAAUCGUGUUGGCGUUUGAGUACCUGCACUCGUUGGACCUCAUCUACCGGGACCUCAAGCCUGAGAACCUCCUUAUUGACCAGCAAGGAUACAUCCAGGUGACAGACUUUGGGUUUGCUAAGCGCGUGAAGGGGCGAACCUGGACUCUGUGUGGAACACCAGAGUAUCUGGCUCCCGAGAUCAUCCUCAGCAAGGGCUACAACAAAGCGGUUGACUGGUGGGCGCUGGGCGUGCUCAUCUACGAGAUGGCAGCUGGGUACCCGCCAUUCUUCGCCGACCAACCCAUCCAGAUCUACGAGAAGAUCGUCUCUGGGAAGGUGCGGUUCCCUUCUCACUUCAGCUCGGACCUCAAGGACCUGCUGAGGAACCUGCUCCAAGUGGACCUCACCAAGCGAUUCGGAAACCUCAAGAACGGCGUCAACGACAUCAAGAACCACAAGUGGUUCUCCACCACCGACUGGAUCGCAAUUUACCAGCGCAAGGUCGAGGCUCCCUUCAUUCCCAAGUGCAAGGGCCCAGGCGACGCCAGCAAUUUCGACGACUACGAGGAGGAGGAAAUCCGCAUCUCGUCCACUGAGAAGUGCGCCAAGGAGUUUGCCGACUUCUGAACACCGCCUGCGCCUCGCCUCCUCCCUCCUCGCUCUCCCGGUCCAGCGUCGCCCACUGCGUGUCCACCCUGUCCGUCCGUCCGACCGUCCGCGUGUUGAAAAGGCAGACGGGGUCGCCCCCUCCUCCCACCCUCACACCAAGACACAUGUACAUGUCAACCCAUAACCACCACAACUGCCACUCACGUACACACGACGUUUCCACCCUCACUCCCACCACUCUUGAGACACGUGUACACUUGGCCGAGCCCACCUCGACACAUGUACACACGAGAUCCCUCUUGCUGCAGCGACAAGCGACACGUGUACACACAACCUUCCAACUAAGAAGCAUGUGUACACACGAUCCCACCCACAACAACUACGUGCAUGCUCACAACCCCAGCCAUCAACACACGUACAUACAGCACGUGCCCUGCCAUCAACACACAUGAUCCGUCUAUCCCUGCCCCCCUACCAUUCCCCAUUCUUGGCAUGUGCACGCACAACCUCCCACGAACAGCACUUACACAUACGGUCCCCUCCUUACCAACACACGUGUACACACGACCCCUUGAAUCUUCCCUCAGCCUUGCUCCACCGCCCUUCCUGGGUGGCAUAUUUUGGGUGUUGCGUGCACCUCCACGUCACCCGAGGGUUGACCCUAACCCAUGGACCUCCUCCUCCUCUCCCCAUGGAUAUGCUGCUGCCUGCUCGCCGCAUCAACAGUGCCCCGCUUCCUAACUGCUGUCACACUGUAUAUACCUGGUCCCGAGCGCUUCUCACGGCUCUGCUGCUCUCUCCCGCCCCCUUCUUCACAUGCUGCGUAGAAACGGGGGUCCCCUCCCACUGCCUGCCCUCGGCCCUUUCCCUCCCUGCCCCCCCCUCCCACCAGCCCCUGCCACCUUCGUUUACCUCCAUCUGUCAGUGAUUCGGUCGUGGGCGUUGUCUGUUACAAUAAAAAAAGCCGGUAAUGUUAUUUUUACUUUUACUUAACGAGUGCCAAUAUUUUAAUCGGGACUCAUCCCGCACCUUCUCUUGGUUAGGGUGGAAGCGCGGUAUGGACAGUUAAUUAUGACUAAAGGCAAAGGAUUGAUAAUGAGAGUGAAGUUUUUUGUUGUCCCUGGAGUGUCUGAUUACUGUGAUUGAAUGGUCAGUUAGGGGAGCCGGAGUGUGUUUGCCAGCCCAAGCAAGAGCAGCGAUAGCAGUGGUACACAGCGCCAUUGACAUGUGGCUACUCGAAAGGUUGCGCAUCAAUUUACUCUAUCAUAGCGACUGCCUCGUGCGAGUGCUCCGGUAAAAGUGCAUUUAGAAAUAGCAGCCAUACCCCAAGAGCGGAGGUGGGGGGCCCUUUGUGCCACCCUUUUAACUCUGAGCUCAAACCCUGCCUCUGCAAAGCGUUGCCAGCACUUGGUCGUUUUGUCAGUGAAAUUUGAUUCGUAUUAAAGAAAAUGACAAGGCCAGGCUUCAGGUGACUGAAUAUUAAAACUUGUUUGGCACCAGUGCAGCAACAUUGCAAGGGAACUAACGUGUACUAGCCAUUGGGGAACCAUGUGUCAGUCUGUUGGGCUGAUGAAAUGAGAAUGUUGCCCACGCCAUGGUAAAGACAAUGCAGCCAUAUGUUUAUCACUAUAAAGGGUUGGGAGGUGGUUGGGUGGCCACAGAGUAUGUUUUAAAAUAUUAUUUGGCCAUCAAGCAGAAAUGUGUGAAGAUGAAAGAUUUAGCUAUCACUGCUAAAUUGAUCCCUGCAGGUUUGUUAACUGGGGAAAUGUAAACUUUAUGGUUUGGGUCUAACAAUAAGCAAGAAGGUUCCCAGUAUCUCACCGAGUCUGACGACACAAGGGGUUGUGUGUUCCGGCACGUGACCAAGGCUUAGGUGAGCGAUCUAACUCAACACAUCACCUAUUAGACUUAAACACGAAGCCUCCUCCAAAGCCAUGUCCAUAGGAAACACCUCUCCAUGCCCAAAUGAACAAUGUGGUGACACUCGUGUCUCUAGAUGGCCCUUAAAUUUCACAUUCCUAUUUUGGGGGUCAGUCACUCUUUGAGGUUUGGUUGUCUUCAGUUGGCGGUCGACAUUCGAAGUGGGCUGCGACCCUCAAAGAAAUGGCGCUGCCCCGUGGGCGCCCCCACCGUGAUCCGUGGAUCAACAUCACUCGACGCCGGUGUACGGCAGCUAGAGCAGAUGAUGCGAGCGCUGUCGCAAGAGGUCACACGUUUGGUGCAACAGUUCUUCGUUGACUAUGCGUGAUGAAUGAAUGUUGAUACUCAUUUUAUCGAAGCCAGAGGAGGAUGGUGAUGGGUUGAGUUGAUCCACCACCUCGAUAUGAACUGGUGAUUUUCUAAUUGUUGAUCACUUUGCAGAUGGUGUGCCACCCAGCCAGAUCCUACGCUAUGGCUCACCUUUUAAGUUAUAAUGAACUCGGACCAUUGCAGGUAACAUCCUGUAGACCUUUAGAUCCAUCCGUAGCUCUCACACCUAAACCCUAACCUCAACCUAUCAUUCUAAAGCAUGCCAGGGUCCACAGACUUGCUGCUGCUGAUUUUACAUAGCUGAGUGAGAGAAGUCGUAUGCUGUGGGAAGUGAGCCCUCUACAACUCGACCGUUGAACCCCAUUUGUCUGUUUUGUUUACGAGGGGCUGUGGAAGGUGUUGAGAACCAGAUAUAUAUAUAUAUGAGGAGCAUGCACAGAACCACACUGUUACAUUUGUCCAUGUAGCUGCCCCUGUUCAUGUAUUUACCCUGUAAUUGGUCUCUACAUAUCCAUGUUCAGACCCGUUGUCAAUCCACUGCUGGGUGAGUACCUCCCCACGCCUUGUGGGUCAUGGGGGGUUAUUUGGCUAAACCUCACCACGCUGGUUAGUCGUGUAGGUUGGAAGUCGUGGAGAAUAACCUUGGCAGGACAGUACAAUAAUGGAUUUUGUUGAACUGCCGUCUACUGCCCACCACGCACUCUUUAGCCUCUAACGCCUGUCCUGCAUGGUGGCUGCCCAUCCAAACACUAUCCAGUUUCAACCCCGCUUUAGCUUCAGUGAUCUGGCACCAUGAGGCGCAUUCUGGGUGAUUUGGUUGUAGGCCUUUUAUUGUGUUGCCCUGUAAUCGUUCGAAAGUUUAUUAAUUAUGUAGCUUUAAGCUAAACAUAAUUCUUGGUCGCAACUUUUCUACGUUGGUAAUGCGUCCUCAGAACAUAUUGACAGUCCCCUCGCACAUAUAUACAGUCCUGUAUAUAUACGGUGUAUAAUGUGUUGCUGUUCAAGCGACUGUACAUGGUGUAAUAAAAACAAAAUUGGUCAAA
Messenger RNA from Lethenteron reissneri (Far Eastern brook lamprey), 4793 nucleotides. RefSeq names its product cAMP-dependent protein kinase catalytic subunit alpha. Gene Ontology annotation, biological process: protein phosphorylation. Lineage: Eukaryota; Metazoa; Chordata; Hyperoartia; Petromyzontiformes; Petromyzontidae. Gene Ontology annotation, cellular component: cytosol; nucleus; cAMP-dependent protein kinase complex. The record is from RefSeq and is a predicted model, not a curated record. Gene Ontology annotation, molecular function: ATP binding; cAMP-dependent protein kinase activity.